AUGGGUGCGCACAGGCUAAAUGUUAUCCCCGAGGCGAAGGCAGUGAGGGCCGUUGGCGUUGCAAAGGACGAGUUUUUGCUUGCAUCUGUGCGGAACCCGUGCGAGUCUUAUCUCAGCUUGUGGGCCUUUCAGUCUGAAGCCCAGAGAAGAGCAGGGGUCAUGGCGGACCUGCGCCGGCGCGACCCCGAGGCACACAAGCGACUGGUCGGCCGCGAUUCGCAGAACGGCUUCACCGGCCCAGAGGAUGUGCAGCGAUUUCGCGCCUGGAUCAAGUUCAUGGGCCACCAGCAUGUCAAGCUGGGACUGCUCAGUGGGCGCUUCUACGGCAAGUACCUAUCCCAAGAUCCUGACAUGGACAUCCGCGACAAUGCUUUUCUGGUGCGAGGCAUGACAGAAGAAACGGCUGCUCAAACCGUACAGGCGAUCCGCAGCGCGAGCAUUUCUGAGCUGGCUGACUGCUGGAUGCACACGGAAUCUUUGGAUGCCGAUAUCGCAGGGUGCCUCAAAGACUUCGAAAGCUUGGGUGGCCAGGUGGAAUGGUCAAAAGUGCAGUCCGUUAUCCAAUCGGGUACAUCGAGCGGCGGGCAUGGCGGGUCCAAGCAUGGUGGCUGCGAGACCUUUUUCGACGAAGCGACCGCGAGGCUGGUCGUCGAGCUCGACGGAGCCCUUUUCGAGAAGUUCGGUUACGACUCCUGCUGCGGGCAUUCGGUCUCAUCACCACCGCUGCCCGAACAGCCCACGCUCCCGCCAUCCACGUCUAUGACAGGCGCCUGGCAGGAAGCAGAUCCUUCAGGA
Molecule: messenger RNA, 795 nt
Organism: Symbiodinium necroappetens
Lineage: Eukaryota; Dinophyceae; Suessiales; Symbiodiniaceae
Source: the annotation of a GenBank genome assembly